AUGUCGAUGUCGGUUCUUCCUAAUCUGAAUGCCACAGCUGGCGUUGUGUUAAAUAGCAUCUCGUCGCUUGAUGUGAUCAACCGAUGGCCUAUUGCCGCGACCGCGUUUGUCACCUGCGUCGCUGCCUAUUUAAUACAGAUUGUGUUCAAGAGUGACGGUUGGGCAGGCAUACCCAUGGUUGGUACAGAAUAUGGAGGACCAGCUAAUCGAAGGAAGAUGUUCGUGAAUGGGGAGGCCAAAAACCUCUAUUUGGAAGGGUACAGGAAGUUUAAGGAGAGGGCCUUCCAAAUUACCACAGCAAAUAAAUUACCGAACAUCGUUGUCGCACCCAAGUUCAUGAAUGAGCUCAGAAAGCUCCCGGACGAUGUGCUGAGCUUUAACAAAGCCGCUGAGGAGUCUAUGCACGCCAAGUAUACUGGUUUGAAUACUAAUAUCGAAUUGCUACCCCAUACUAUCAAAACUGCUUUAACACCCGCUCUUGUCCGACUUAAUCCUGUCGUCGCGGACGAAGUUGCCGAUGCUCUCCGCACGGAGCUUCCUCAGUCAUGCAGCUGGACAGAAGUAAAGAUCAUGGAAAAAAUCAUGCGCGUCGUUGCCAUUGCCUCCGGUCGUGUCUUUGUUGGCCCCGAGCUCUGUCGUAACGAAGAAUAUCUUAACGCCUCUAUCAACUACACGGUCGAGGUAUUAGAGGCAGUCCGCGCUGUUUCAGAAAUCGUGCCGUGGUUACGUCUGUUCCUCGCAAAUAGGACACCGGAGGUUAAGAAGGUGAGACGGUGUAUUAAAGAAGCGGACAAGUUCCUAAGACCGGUGGUCACGGCAAGACGAGAGGCAGCAAAGAACCCCGAUUACCAGAAGCCUGACGACCUGCUGGAGUGGAUCAUGGAUGCACAGUCUAAGUUUGGUAAUAAGGAUGACAAGGAGCUCGCCCGUAUUCAACUCAGCACCAGCUUUGCUGCCAUUCAUACCACCACAAUUACCGCUACAAAUGCACUUUACACGUUGGCUGCGAUGCCCGAGUUGGUUACAAUAUUCCGCGAGGAAGUAAAUUUAGCUCUUGCCGAGAGCAACGGCGUCUUUACUAGCGGCGCUAUGCAGAACAUGAAGAAGCUCGACAGCUUUCUAAAGGAGACCAUGAGGUACUACGCGCUUGGAUCUACCUCUUUCCAGCGAAAGGUUCUCAAGACCUUUACUCUUUCCAACGGCCAAGUCAUUCCGGCAGGGGCCAUAAUCGAACUACCAGCCAUCGGCAUCAGCAAUGACGAGGAAUUUUUCCCGAAUUAUGAUAAUUUUGAUCCACUGCGAUUCUUCAAGUCACGCCAGGAAAAGAUCAAGCAGGAGAAGGGCAUCAAGCAGGCCGAGACUGUCGCCAACGCUCAAUUCGUUAGCGUAGGGCCGUCAAGUUUGACUUUCGGUUAUGGCCGUCAUGCAUGCCCUGGGCGCUUCUUCGCAGUCAACGAAAUCAAGAUGAUCAUGGCGACGCUUCUGACCAACUACGAUAUGAAAAAUAUAGGUACGGAAAGAUACGCGAACUUGGAAUUCGGAGAGAUGGCCCAUCCCGACCCCGAGAGAAAAGUCCUGUUGAGGAGGAUACAGGAAGAAUGA
This is a messenger RNA of Penicillium cosmopolitanum, 1602 nucleotides long. Its product is annotated as cytochrome P450. The transcript has 8 exons. The record is from RefSeq and is a predicted model, not a curated record. NCBI's taxonomy places the organism in Eukaryota, Fungi, Ascomycota, Eurotiomycetes, Eurotiales, Aspergillaceae. The coding region runs from base 1 to 1602 and encodes 533 amino acids. Gene Ontology annotation, molecular function: monooxygenase activity; oxidoreductase activity, acting on paired donors, with incorporation or reduction of molecular oxygen; iron ion binding.